AAAACCUGCAUGCAUGAAAAACGGUUUGCCCGGCGGUAAUAUAUCUGUACUAGUAAUCUUUCACCGGUUGCCAACGUAAAUGACUAUUUAAAGUAGCCACUGCUUGUCCAUCGCACUGCUAAAAUUUUCAAUUAGCUCUUUUAUAUUCUUCCUUUGUGAUUCAAAAUGGCUACCAGAAUAAUUCUCUUUACUAUCCUGGUUUUCGUCUCCUGCGUCUAUGCCACACGCUUCAGAGUCAACAAGGGCUGUGUGGUCUUUCAACGAGGCGACGGCAAGAAAUUCUCGCAAUGCAGCGGCAAAGGUCUCGACGUCAGUCCGCCCCUCACCGUGUGGGGACGGUUGGAAGGCGGUAAAGAUCUGACAACAAAAGCCGGCUGCAAAAAGGAAUUCCACUGGCCUUCCAACUACGGUGAAGUCUUCUAUGGAGCGGACAACUGUCUUUACGAUGCCAAAAGCAACCGAAUUGAUGGACAGUGUUGCGACGGUGGCGGCGGCGAGGACGUGCCUAACCCUUACCGAUCUGGCUAGUCGCAACGUCCAUCGAAGCCGCCUCGUGGAUUCAUCUACGGAGUGGUCGGUAUGGUGAAUGCCUGCAACUCUUCCACAGGAAUACUACACUACUAUCAAACGUGGAUUUGUAGUUCACAUCGUUCAAUCGACGCGGGCUUCUUGUCAAGCGGUCGUAGAAAUGUAUAUUAGCAAUGUGAUACGACGGUCGCUACAUAUUCUGUCUACAUAAUGCAUUGUACAGUAAUAUAUACUACCACUGAAACACAAUUUUAAUAAAAGAUGACAAAGCGUG
Molecule: messenger RNA, 802 nt
Organism: Paramacrobiotus metropolitanus
Lineage: Eukaryota; Metazoa; Tardigrada; Eutardigrada; Parachela; Macrobiotidae
Exons: 3
Coding region: 166-528 (120 amino acids)
Source: RefSeq, a predicted model, not a curated record